CAGCAGGUAGUGCGCUAGCGCCUUAGAGGCUGCUGGGAGAGUGGGUCUCGUCCUCUCUUCCCCAAUUGUGCGGGGCGGGGGACUGUAAUUGAGCCGGCGUCGCUGCAAAACCGAAGUCGCCGAGUGAUGAUGUUGUGAAGUCGCCCACCAGUCCCUGCCACGCCCGGGCGGUUACAGGCAGCGGCGGCCGCUUUGGCUGCUGCUCCUAGGCUGCCGCCGCUUUUAGAAUCUUCUCCUUGAAGGAGCGCGGGCGCAGGACCGAGGACCCCGGGCUAUUCCUGUCAUGACCAUCCGAGGUGUGAUAAUCACAUGAGAGCAUUUGUUCCUCCAGAUGUCAUUUGACUCAUCAGGAAAAAAAAAUCUGUUUAAAAGAAAACAUCCAUGUGGUCAGAGCUUUUCUUUAUUGAAUGGCUUGAUGGAUUUCCUUUACUCUGAUUCAAACCAAAGCUGUCCUUCUCAACCAAAGCAAGAAAGGAUCUUGCAUGAAUCAGUCCCAGAAUGCCAUUUUUAUAUCACCGAAAGGUGAAGAAAGCCUCAUGAAUAUCAAUCACAGAGACUCAGAGAGCAUUACUGAUGUCUGUUCCAAUGAAGAUCUCCCUGAAGUUGAGCUGGUGAGCCUGCUAGAAGAACAGCUACCGCAGUAUAAGCUAAGAGUGGACUCUCUCUUUCUGUAUGAAAAUCAAGACUGGACUCAGUCCCCACACCAGCAACAACAUGCAUCUGAUGCCCUCUCUCCAGUCCUUGCCGAAGAGACUUUCCGUUAUAUGAUUCUAGGCACAGACAGGGUGGAGCAGAUGACCAAGACCUACAAUGACAUCGACAUGGUUACACAUCUCCUGGCAGAGAGGGAUCGUGAUCUGGAGCUAGCUGCUCGGAUUGGACAAGCUCUCUUAAAGCGGAACCAUGUCUUGUCUGAGCAGAAUGAAGCCCUGGAGGAGCAAUUGGGACAAGCUUUUGAUCAAGUUAAUCAACUGCAGCAUGAGCUGUCCAAGAAAGAUGAGUUACUGCGAAUUGUCUCCAUUGCUUCAGAGGAGAGUGAAACUGAUUCCAGCUGUUCUACACCUCUCCGGUUCAAUGAGUCCUUUAGCUUAUCUCAAGGUUUGCUGCAGUUGGACAUGCUGCAAGAAAAGCUCAAAGAACUGGAAGAAGAGAAUAUGGUUCUUCGAUCCAAAGCGUGUCACAUAAAGACAGAAACUAUUACCUAUGAAGAAAAGGAACAGCAGCUUGUCAGUGAUUGUGUUAAAGAACUUCGUGAAACAAAUGCUCAGAUGUCCAGAAUGACUGAAGAAUUAUCUGGAAAGAGUGAUGAACUGAUUCGCUACCAAGAAGAGAUCUCCUCUCUCUUGUCUCAGAUUGUAGAUCUUCAGCACAAACUUAAAGAACAUGUGAUUGAGAAGGAAGAACUGAGACUUCACCUCCAAGCUUCCAAAGAUGCUCAAAGACAGCUAACAAUGGAGCUACAUGAGUUACAAGACAGGAAUAUGGAGUGUCUAGGGAUGUUACAUGAGUCCCAAGAAGAAAUAAAGGAACUUCGGAGUAGAUCUAGCCCUGCCGCUCAUCUCUACUUCUCCCAGUCAUGUGGAGUUUUUUCUGGGGAAUCUCUGGCAGCUGAGAUUGAGGGGACCAUGCGGAAGAAGUUAAGUUUGGAUGAGGAAUCUUCUCUCUUCAAGCAAAAAGUCCAACAGAAGCGGGUGUUUGAUACUGUCAAAGUUGCCAAUGACACACGGGGCCGCUCUGUCCCAUUCCCGGCCCUGCUGCCCAUUCCAGGCUCCAACCGUUCAAGUGUCAUCAUGACAGCAAAACCUUUUGAGUCUGGUUUACAACAAACAGAGAACAAAACGAUCCAAGGGAGCAACUUGGAGGAGGACCCAGGGAAUGUUCAGAAGGUGGAUCAACCAGGACCCUCUGCAGAGAGCGAUUUGGCAACAGCACUGCAUCGUCUGAGUCUGCGGCGACAGAACUACUUAAGCGAGAAGCAGUUCUUUGCUGAAGAAUGGGAGCGGAAGAUCCAGGUUCUGGCUGACCAGAAAGAAGGGGUUAAUGGCUGUGGCACCCCCACAGAGAGCCUUGCCUCUUUCUGCACGGACCAGUCGGAGAUCACGGACCUCAGCAGUGCCACUUGCCUUCGAGGUUUUAUGCCUGAAAAAUUACAAAUUGUCAAGCCCCUUGAAGGAUCACAAACUCUGCAUCAGUGGCAGCAACUUGCUCAACCAAAUUUAGGAACCAUUCUUGACCCACGGCCAGGUGUCAUCACUAAAGGCUUUACCCAGUUGCCCAAGGAUACCAUCUAUCACCUCUCAGAUUUAGAAGAAGAUGAAGAGGAAGGUAUCACUUUUCAGGUUCAGCAACCUCUUCAAGUGGAACAGAAACCAUCAAUAUCCCAGCCAGUAACAGGAAUCUUCCUGCCUCCCGUGACUUCAGCUGGUGGUCCAGUUACAGUUGCAACCUCAAACCCAGGAAAGUGUCUGUCGUGCACAAACUCGACAUUCACCUUCACCACCUGUAGGAUCUUACACCCCUCUGAUAUCACUCAGGUUACUCCCAGCUCUGGCUUCCCUUCAUUAGGAUGUGGCAGUAGUGGUAGCAGUUCAUCAAACACGGCGGUGAAUUCUCCUGCUCUGUCCUAUAGACUCAGCAUCAGUGAAUCCAUCACCAACCGACGAGAUUCCACCACAACCUUCAGCAGUACGAUGAGCUUGGCCAAACUUCUGCAAGAGCGAGGCAUCUCUGCUAAAGUAUACCACAGCCCAGUUUCAGAGAACCCUCUCCUCCAGCCUCUCCCUAGAGGCCCAGCUAUCCCUUCCACACCACCAAAUUCACCAUCCCACUCACCUUGCCCUUCUCCUUUGCCCCUUGAGCCUCGAGUGCAUCUCUCUGACAAUUUUUUGGCCUCUCGACCAGCUGAAACAUUCCUUCAAGAGAUGUAUGGCUUGAGACCGUCCCGAAACCCUCCUGAUGUCGGCCAGUUGAAGAUGAACUUGGUGGAGAGGCUGAAGAGACUGGGGAUAGCCAGAGUGAUCAAGACCCCGGAAGCCCGGGCAAAUGGAAGAAGCCAAGAGGCAGAAAAUGGUCUUCAAAGACCAAGCUCUGCUAUCUAUUUAAAUUCAGGUAGCAAUUUAUUGAGUGGACUGAGGAGGAAUCAGAGUCUUCCGGUCAUGAUGGGUAGCUUUGGCACCCCAGUUUGCACAUCCUCACCCAAAAUGGAUAUCCUGAAGGAGGACUGAGGUCUAGCCGCUGACUGACCUCUCUAACAAGUUAGCACAUGAAGGAAAGAUUUGCACUGAUACAUGUAGUCUUGUCUGAAAGAAAAGGAAUGUUGCAGAAGGGUUGUGAAUGUGGGAAGAGGAAAGUGGGAGAAUAGAAGCAGAGUUGGAAUGAGGCCCUAGAGCAUGAGGUCUGACUGAUAACUUGGAAGUAUAAAUGAAUGGGUUAUGUGUGUUUGGAGGCAGAAAAAGAGGAAAGGUUUAACGUCGUCCAUCUGGUGGUUUUUCUGGUCUUGAAAAUAAAAAGUGACUAGAAAAUAAAUUCAUUAAUAUGGAAACACACCAGAAACCCUGAACUUGGUCGCACAUUUACUUCUGAUGAGCAUAAGCAGGGAAGACCCAAGUUGGGAGACAGGAAGAAAGAAGGAGCAGCACUGAGGUUGCCUUUAGAAAGCUAUUCUGGAGGGUUGCUGAAAUUAACUCAGUCUGUUGUUGAGACAAGAGAAGGACACCUUUUAUGUUGGCCCCUGUUAAUGUCUGGUGAAAUUACACAUCCACCAAAGAGAAUGCUUCCUGCAUUAUCAAACAAGAAAUUUUACCUUUUUCAUAAGAUCAGAGUAGUGGAGACUCCCUUUUUGCUUUGUUUGCAGGCCUUUGAGCCCCUGGGAGCCCAGACAUCAUCCACAUUCCUUUUGUUUUUGUGAUUAAUAAGAGUUCAUUUUUUAAUUUGUAUUUUUAUACAACAUCCCCCCCAAAAACAACGUGAGUGGGGGGUAGGUGGGAUUUACUUUUAAGAAAGAAAAUAUGGGUACAUUGGAACCAAGGAAACUUAUUUUCAGAAUAUUUCUUCUGAAUAAGUGCAGUGGCCGAGGCAUAUGAACAAUGUUACAUGUCUUUCAGAUUUCCUUGGAGGCUGGAAGGGUUAAACCAGAAGUGCAAUCAGUAGGAAUUAGAGAGUGUUGUGUAUUUAUGUCUGUAAGUUUUUUUGUAAGGAAAGUUGGUUGCAACAAAAUUUUCUCCCAAAUGUGCUAUGCAUAUCUUUAAUGAAAGAUGACAUGUAUUUGCACAAAAAUUCUCAGGCACAGUAAAUUAUUAUAAACUGAAGUAAAACCCAGGUGCUUGCUUUGAGAUUGUGUUUUUUUUUAAUAUAAAAUAAAACAAAAACACAUAUGCCUUUUUCUCAAUAUCUGUAGAAUUUGAGAAUGAACUUUUUAAAGGGAAAGUCAGAGCUUUUUUUUUUUCCCUCUGGGAUUCCUUUUUUAUUUUUUUUAAACAAACUGUGUGAAAUGGCAAAGUGAAACUUGGGGCUUAGGUUUCCGUUUUCAGCAGUGUGAUGCAAGGGUGUGAAUUGGGAAGAAGCAGAUUUGUUUUCUUUCUUUCUUUCUGUUUUCCGAGGGUUGCUGACCAAGGUGACAUGGCCUUAUCUUGGCAGUGCAGUUCAGAAAGAAAUGCCACUACAUGAAAGGCAUAAUGGAGAGAAGAUGAAGGAGGGGGCUAAUGAUUUUUGAAAAUGGGAAGUAUGUUACUUGUUCAUUUUGGUGCUUAAUUUGCAAAUGUUUUGCUCCUUUUUUCCAACAUAACUGAAAGGCAUUUUUCUGGAGAAUUCUUUUUUUUUUUCUUUCUUUCUUUCUUUUUACGGCCACACCUGCAGCAUUUGGAAGUUCCCAAGCUAGGAGUCAAAUCAGAGCUGUAGCCAUGGCAACACCAGAUCCAAGCUGCAUCUGAACCCUACUCCACAGCUUGUGCCAGGUCCUUAACCUACUGAGCCACAAUGGGAACUCCUCCUGGAGAAUUCUUGAUGAGUGGCUCCCAUCCAUACACCUGUUAGAAGGCCGGAGGAGGGUCCUUCUCAUCUCUUGAGCUGCCUCUCCUUCAGGUGGAAAAACCAACGCACAUGCAGUAGGAAGAUGGGUGACUUUUCCAUGGUUUUUAGAAUCUUUUAAUAGAACUUUUCUACAUAAAUUUCUUUAAAAAAAAAGUGUGUCCUCUCCCCAUUCUCUCCCCCUUGCUCAGUCAUUCUGAAGUCAGCAGACCACACACGUGAAUGUUCAGAAGGGAUUCCAGCUGGUCUAUAAGUGAAUGUAAGUGUCCCUGAACGUGGACCAAAAGAAUUCCUGAUGUUGAAAUUUCUAAAAUAUUCCAAUUCACAUUUUAAAUGAUAAUAUUUGAGUUUCUACUUCAUAAAGUAACUCCAGGGUGCUUAUUUUAAGCAAAUCCCUUAAGCUUUUUAUUUAUUCUCUAAGCAAGUAUAAUCUUCCUAUUGCCAGUUUCCAAGAAACAUCAGGAAAUAGGAAAAUAUAGGGCCAGAGAGUGGUACAAGUGUUAAAUUAUCAGAUUUUUAUGUCUAUUAUAUAAACACCUAUAAAUCAAGCUAGAUUUUAGAGUGUUCUGUAUAAUUAGUAUACUUUGAAAAUUACCAAUGUGAAAAUGAUCACUUUGGAGGCAGGGUGGGGAUAUAUUCACAGCCAAAUAAGCCCAUCUGAUUGAAGAGAACCAGACUUUGGUUUUUGAAAAUUCAGUUGAUGUUACUAUCCCACCAGAAAUACAGUGAUUGUAUACUGGUGCAUGCUUGUCCCUAAAAAGGAAUCCUAGGCUAUAUGCAUGUAUAUGUAACUGGAUCACCUUUCUACCUUGUAUAGUAGAAAAUUGACAGAACACUGUAAACCAGCUAUAAUGGAAAAAAUAAAAAUCAUUAUAAAAUUUAAAAAACAAUAAAAAAUAAAAAUGAAUCCUGUUUUGAAAUUGAGUUUUGCUGUUUUUGCAAUUUCCACCUGAAAUCAUUUUUGGUACAGCUUGAGAAUCUCUAUUAUGAUGAAAUUAUGUAUAAAGUAUAGUUAAGAACUAGAGCCUUGUAGCAAGUUCCUUCUUAAUUUAUCUGUUAUGUUUUAGCAGUGUUCACAUUUUAGUUUUUCUGUUAUCAACUGUGUAUGUACUUUGAUGCCAGUAUAGGAAACUCCAGUCUUUUUUUUUUCUACUGAAGGUUCUCGGUGAUUACAUCUCAGGUAUUUCUGAGUAUCCUGUUAUCUACUAGGAGGAAUACCUUCCCUGUGAACUCAGAAUUUAAAAUUCUCCUGAAUUAUGAUGAUCCCAAAUGUGAUGUAAAUAGCCUUAGGCAUGGGUCUUGGGGAAAAGUUAAUGACCAUUGUUAAAGUAGCUUUAAAAAAAAAAAAAAAUUCUGUACUCUAUGUCCUUGAUUUGACCUGAACGAACAAACUUUGGCAAAGGGAGGAAAUAAAGGCAGCUCUCAAGAGCCUAUUCUCUAGAAAAGGUGUAUUUUAUACAGUAUUCAAAGCCUGUAAUUUUUUCUGACCAUUCUGGUACAUAAUUAGUACUUGUUGGUAAUAAUUUUGACUUUUGACAUCUGGACCUAGAGCUCUUAGUAGUCAGUGGCCCACUCCUUUGGGAUGCCUGCAAGCCUGUACUCCACGCACAGCACAGCCGCACCUACAUUGAGUGGUUGCAUUGCCAGCACAGCUGCCUGGGAGUGGCAUGGGUGCCCUCUGGGGCUGCCAGGGAGAUACUGUUGUUUGAUAUCUGGAGCUUGACUUUGUCAAACAGCUCUUUGUAUACCUACUUUUGCUUUGUCAGAUGUAAAUCAAAUAAACAUGAGUAUCUUCUUAAA
Sus scrofa (pig) is the source of this 6825-nucleotide messenger RNA. RefSeq names its product trafficking kinesin protein 2 (gene TRAK2). Gene Ontology annotation, biological process: vesicle transport along microtubule; mitochondrion distribution; neurogenesis. The record is from RefSeq and is a predicted model, not a curated record. NCBI's taxonomy places the organism in Eukaryota, Metazoa, Chordata, Mammalia, Artiodactyla, Suidae. Gene Ontology annotation, molecular function: myosin binding; GABA receptor binding. Gene Ontology annotation, cellular component: cytoplasmic vesicle; mitochondrion; dendrite.